Molecule: messenger RNA, 1386 nt
Organism: Kwoniella botswanensis
Lineage: Eukaryota; Fungi; Basidiomycota; Tremellomycetes; Tremellales; Cryptococcaceae
Exons: 10
Coding region: 1-1386 (461 amino acids)
Biological process (GO): reciprocal meiotic recombination; protein sumoylation; homologous chromosome pairing at meiosis
Cellular component (GO): synaptonemal complex
Molecular function (GO): SUMO transferase activity
Source: RefSeq, a predicted model, not a curated record
AUGUCGUCAACAACACAGCCCCCCUCUCAGUCGAAAUCUCGACUGCCCCCCGUACAGACAAAAGGUCUCAAAUUCGGUGCAGGAUCUUCCUCACAGGGUUCUUCAUCUGGGAAAGGCUCCAACAACAAGGGUAAGAGCAAGGAAGAUGAAGAUGGGAAAUUGCCGUUUCUGGAUUAUAUCAGCUGCAAUAUAUGCAACGAACCCUUCUUCGACGGUAUAGCAAAAGGAAAGAUCUUCUGGAUGACAUCGUGUGCUCAUGUAAUGUGUAACGAUGAGAAACAUCAGCACAAAGAAGGGAUCUGCACGGUCUGCGGCAAGACUAUGCAAGCGGUAACGAUGGAACAAGGCAAUUUACAACCAACACAAGAGCGUUUCCUAUCCAAUCCCGAAACUCAGCUCGAGAAAGCUGUUUCUGAGUACGAGGAUCAGUCCAAGAAAUUCGUUGAAAAUAUCCGAUCUAUCAAAGGUAUAUAUAAAUUCCAGACGAACCAGCACAAAAAACCUCGAUCUCUAUAUAAAGACCGAUUGGAUAAGGCUCUCGCGGAAAUCGAACGAUUAGAGAACGAGCUGCAUAUACACGUUGCCGAAAACGUGGAGUUGAAAUUGGAAAAUAAACAACUGCAAGAUCGUCUGAACAUGCCUCCACCAGCGCUCGAUGGGUAUCAAUCACGAGGAUCAGGAUCUUUACCACCACCUAUAUACGGUAGAACACUAAUUACAGUGGAGGAAGGAGAAGAAGAAGAAGAAUCCAAUGGACUAGUUGGCGAGACCUCGUCGAGCAAAAGAAGGAGAAUUGAUAAUGCUGAGCAACCAUCUAGGUCCUUCGUACCCUCAACCCCUCGAUCCCAACCUCAUUAUGCUCAGCUGUUGGCCAACAGCUAUCAAACACCUCAACAAGAUCCAUAUGAAAGACCUCAAUCAGUGGCUGGAUACAGGGCUGUACCACUCAAUACUAACCCCGCUAGGCCUGAUCUGGAACGAUACAAGUACAACAGUACUCCCUUAAAUGGUACAUCAUCUCAAGCUUACUCUCAAGGACACACGAAUGGUGAAGGUACCCCUUUGCAGAGACCAGCUAGUGCUUUUGAAGGUGUACCUAGCAAUGGCGGCUACAUGGGUGGUUGUGCCGAUGGUGACAUUUCUCACUCGACACCAGCACCCGCUGCGACAAGUAACGGUUAUAGACAAUCGUCUCCGCCAUACGAAGGGAGCUAUUCACCCCGACGUCCACCUCCGAACGUGUAUUCUCAGCUUCCUCCUGAAUCCAAUCGUUACUCGCGUGAUGGAUAUAAUCGAAGUUUGUCUCCGAUCGCUCAUGAUGGAGGGAAUGUUGGGAAGUUUACGAUUAGUCAGCCACCCAAAAGACCUUUACCACCUCCGUUUUGA